This is a messenger RNA of Trichoderma citrinoviride, 1161 nucleotides long. RefSeq names its product alanine-glyoxylate aminotransferase. The transcript is spliced from 4 exons. Gene Ontology annotation, molecular function: L-alanine:glyoxylate transaminase activity; L-serine:pyruvate transaminase activity. Lineage: Eukaryota; Fungi; Ascomycota; Sordariomycetes; Hypocreales; Hypocreaceae. The record is from RefSeq and is a predicted model, not a curated record. Gene Ontology annotation, cellular component: peroxisome. The coding region runs from base 1 to 1161 and encodes 386 amino acids.
AUGUCUUCCCAAGCUGCGCAUCCGGCAUUGCUCAUCCCUGGGCCCAUUGAGUUUGACGAUGCCGUCCUCCAGUCGAUGAGCCACUUCAGCGAGUCUCAUGUCGGCCCGGACUUCGUGGCCACCUUUGGCGAGACCCUGAGCAUGCUCCGCCAGCUCUUCCAGACCACCGAUCCCGCGUCCCAGCCCUUUGUCCUCAGCGGCUCUGGCACUCUUGGCUGGGACCUGGUGUCAGCCAACCUGAUUGAGCCCGGCGAGGAGGCCCUGGUGCUGAGCACCGGCUACUUCGGCGACAGCUUCGCGGACUGCCUGGCCACGUACGGAGCCAAGCCGACCAAGCUCGAGGGCCCCAUUGGCGGACGACCCCAGUUUUCGGAGAUUGAGAAGGCGCUGUCGGAAAAGAAGUACAAGCUCGUCACCGUCACCCACGUCGACACCUCCACUGGCGUUGUGAGCGAUCUCAAGGGCGUUGUCGAGGCGGUCAAGAAGGUUUCUCCGGAGACGUUGGUCAUUGCCGAUGGCGUUUGCAGCGUGGCCUGCGAGGAGAUUGCGUUCGACGACUGGGGCUUGGACGGCGUCAUUACUGCCAGUCAGAAGGCCAUUGGAUGCCCUGCGGGAUUGUCCAUCUCGAUGUUUAGCGGACGGGCGAUGGAGACGUUCAAGAACCGAAAGGCACCUCCGGCGUCUUACUUUGCCUCUAUGAAGAACUGGACACCCAUCAUGCAAAACUACGAGGCCAAGAAGCCUUCGUACUUUGCCACCCCGUCACCGCAGCUUGUCCGUGCUCUGAACACUGCCCUGAAGCAGAUUCUGGCACGGCCGCUGUCCGAGCGCUUCCAGAGGCACAAGGAGGUGUCUGACAAGAUCAAGAAGACCAUCACCGACCUCGGACUGCAGAUUGUCGCAACCAAGCCCGAGGACCAGUCGCACGCCAUGACGGCCAUUUACUUGCCCGAAGGCGUUCAGAUCCCCGAUGUCCUGCCCAAGCUGUCUAGCAAGGGCGUCAUCUUUGCUGGUGGCUUGCACAAGGCGAUUGCAUCCAAGUACAUUCGCUUUGGACACAUGGGUGUCUCGGUUAUGGACCCCAGCAGGACGGACAUCGACAAGGCUCUCGAUGCCCUCAAGACUAGCCUGGCGGAGUGCGGCUACACGGGUAAAGCAUAG